Molecule: messenger RNA, 1314 nt
Organism: Effrenium voratum
Lineage: Eukaryota; Dinophyceae; Suessiales; Symbiodiniaceae
Source: the annotation of a GenBank genome assembly
CUCAAGAGCGAGAUCUGGCUCAAGUUAGAGCUUCGCGACAGCCCGACCCUUCAUGUGGCUUCGGCUGCCUUUGGACGCUUGUGUCAGGAGGACGCACACUUGGAGGUCAGCUCGCACCAUGACCAGGAUCUCGGUGGUAGACAUGGCCGCCAUGGCCGAUGGGCGAGAAGGCCAACUGAGAGUGGCUCAGGCCUUGUCCAAGGCCUUUGCAGACACAGGGUUCGCUGUUGUCACCUCCACACCGGUGCCAGAGAUCGCGUUGGCACAGCUUCGGAGAUCUGCGAUGGACUUUUUCCACCAGCCUUUGGCCGAGAAGCAGAUGGUGAACGAAGGCAGCGCCCCUGGCUAUGGCAGCAGCCCCUACUGCCGACUGGAGGAGAACGGGGCGCAGCUGCUAGGCGAUUUUACGAAGCCGGACGACCUUGUUGAGUCCCUCACGUACCGGCCCCAUGAGGGCCUCGAGAGGCUGCCUGACAGACCACCGGAGCUCCGCCCGGCUGUGCAGGAGUUUGGCGAGCGUGUCGCCCGAUUCCGGGAGGUGCUGAACUGUGCCUGUGACCUGGCGCUAGGCCAGGACGAGGGCUUCUUCGCGUCCAAGUGCGGCAAGGGCCGGGAGGCGUUGCGCUUGGCCUUCUACCCGGACCUGGAGGAGGGCGCGACAUUGCUGGAUGGGCAGAUGAGGUAUGGCGAGCAUGUCGACAGCUUCGGGCUGACCAUACUCAACCUGGACCCUGCAAAUCCAGAAGGACUUCAGGUUCAGAUUGGCGAGGAGUGGGUAGACGUCCCGUGGGUGAAAGGCUCCUUCGUGCUGAAUGUGGGUGCCCUGUUAUCCCGCUGGACCAACGGCUACUGGAAGGCUGCUGUGCACCGCGUGCUGUUUAAGCGCGGGCAGCGCUUGUCCAUCGUGAGCGGUGCCCUCCGGCCAGACGACGAUGUGAUGCUCGAGCCGUGCGGGCCCGGCGCACUGGCCGGCGAAAAGUUCGCCCCCGUCCGCGCCGGGGACUUCUGCCAGGAGAGGGUGGCGCUGCAUCGGCCCUCCUACCUACAGCAGAAGCAGCUGGACGCCGAGGCAGCCCAACGGCUGAGUGAGGACAUUCGUAGCUACCGGCAGUGAGCCGGGCUGGUCGGAGCUGACACGGGCCAACCGGCCCACACGGAGCAACGUGUCGGCCCAAAGCGGCCGGAAAACAUAGUUGUUGUGGCAGCAACCACUUGCGCGAGCCAUGUUUUGCUGGGUGUGGAGCCCACUUUAGAGCUUGACCUUUGAAACCAUUUCGGGAGUCUCUCACCUGCAGCACAUGGCGACAAAUUGGG